Molecule: messenger RNA, 836 nt
Organism: Paramecium pentaurelia
Lineage: Eukaryota; Ciliophora; Oligohymenophorea; Peniculida; Parameciidae
Source: the annotation of a GenBank genome assembly
AUGAGUGGAUAUAGCUUUGUUAGAAAGUUAGGAGAAGGAGAAUAAGGAUAGGUUGUUGAAGUUAUAAAUUAUAGUGAUUAGAGGAGUUAUGCUGCUAAAUAGAUUUCAUUAAAUUUAUUUUCAGAAAAGCUAUUCUAAAGAUUAUAAUAAUUAAAUCACCCAAACAUUGUUAAGGUGUUUUAAUAUGAAAUUAAUAACAACUCUGUAUAUUAUUUAAUGGAAUUAUUACAUGAAUAAUCGCUAUAUAAGUAUAUUCGAAAUCAUUAAUUGGAAUUGGAAGCAAUCUCAUUUUAUUCUGCAUAAGUCUUAUUGGCAUUGGAUUAUCUACACAAGAAUGAUAUUAUUUAUAGGGAUUUGAAAUCAGAAAAUCUAUUGCUUAUGAAAAAUGGAUAUCUAAAAUUAGUGGAUUUCGAUUUGAGUAAAUUGGUUAAGUAACCUUAAAAGACAACUACUUUAUGUGGAAGUCCAGGAUUUAUAGCUCCUGAGGCUAUUCAGGGAUAAGGUUAUAAUCAUAGUGUUGAUUAUUGGAGUUUUGGAGUGUUGUUGUAUGAGUUCUCAACUGGAGAAUUACCUUUUAAGGGUAAAACACCAUAUGAAGUAUACUAGUCUAUUUUGAAUGAUAAAGUCGAAUUUCCAUUUAGCAUUGACAAGUUUGUAUUGUUAUUAUUAUAAGGUCUUUGUAAUAAUUAAUUAAAUAAUUAUUGACUAAGAAUCCUUAGAACAGAAUGAAAAAAGUAAAGAACUUUGAAUAUAUUUUGGGUAAUUCAGAAUUGUAUUGUUCUUUAGAUUCAAAUGAUUUAUAUAAUUAAAAACUAUUAGCUCCAUAUUAUCCUUGA